Molecule: messenger RNA, 4979 nt
Organism: Trematomus bernacchii (emerald rockcod)
Lineage: Eukaryota; Metazoa; Chordata; Actinopteri; Perciformes; Nototheniidae
Product: kinase suppressor of Ras 1-like
Biological process (GO): protein phosphorylation
Molecular function (GO): protein kinase activity; ATP binding
Source: RefSeq, a predicted model, not a curated record
GAGUGUGAUAACAGUGCUCGGAAGAUUUGUUGGCUUCGUGUCAGUGUUUCCCAGCAGCCUGCUGCGCUCACGGAUUAUUCUCCAACAGAGCCUGGAUUAUGAGAGCAGGAAGAGACUGUCACCCUCAUGGCUGCAGCAGGGAAGAUCUCAUUGGACGGGUCGCUGCAGAACUCCAGCUGUGAGCUGCAGGACAAGAUGAGACGCCUGGGCUCCAGCUCAGAAGAUCGCCCCCGCCUCACCGGCGCCCUCUCCUGCCUGAAGAGUGCCAAUGAAGCAGGUGAGAUGAGACGCAGCUCUGAGCCCCAACAGGACAGUGAUGCCUUCUCUCCCAUUAGCCCCCCCUCUGGCUUUGUCAGCCCCUCCUCCCCCCUUCCACCAACCAGUGCCCACGGCCGCUCCAUCUCCAUAUCAGUGGUACCAUGUUCAGGAGAUCACAAACCUAUCUCAUUGGCUGAGGACGCGUUCCUGCCCAACACCCCUCCAGCCUCUCGAGCCUCGAAGGCACGCACUGCCCUGCCCUCCCAGACCCCCCCGCCAGCCUCCCGCAAACUGCUGCAGCUCCUCCCCAACAUCACCCUGCCCAGGAGCAAGAGUCAGGAGUCCCAGCUGGCCAACCGCAUCGAGGUUCCGGCUACACACAGAGGCGGUAAGAGGAACAAAGUGUUGGGGGCUCUUCACAUCAACGGGAACACUCCUGAUGACUCGGCGCUGCGCUCCCCCCCGCUCUCUGCCCGAACACCUGGCCCCGUCCCGGCCUCAGCCCCCUACAUGAUGGACAAUGUCUCCAUGCACAGGGGUUCCCCUCAGACAAUGAGGAGAGACAUUGGCCUGGCUGUCACUCACAGGUUUUCUACCAAGUCCUGGCUCUCCCAGACGUGCCAAGUGUGUCGCAAGAGCAUGAUGUUUGGCGUCAAGUGCAAACACUGCAAGUUAAAGUGCCACAACAAAUGCACCAAAGAGGCUCCCUCCUGUCGGAUAUCAUUUCUCACAUUGCCCAGGAUGCGGAGGGCAGAGUCAGUGCCGUCAGAUAUCAAUAACCGGAUUGAUCACACAGUAAUGAUCCCACUGCAGUUCGGCACUUUACCUAAGGCAAUAACCAAAAGGGAGCACCCCCCCAGUUUGAGCCAGCUGGACUCCAGCAGUAACCCAUCAUCCGCCACCUCCUCCACACCUUCCUCCCCGGCACAUUUCCAGCACAACAACCCCCCCAGUGUGAGCACCACCCCCCCAUCCAACCCGUCACCACAGGCCUCCCGGGACAGCCGCUUCAACUUCCCAGAUGUUCCUGAGUCCACACACACUGCUGUUCAACAUGCUGGCAGCUCCAGUCAGUCUGGACUGUCGCAGGUGGCCUUCACUGACACACAGCUGUCAGCGACGCAGCGAGGGGGGGAGGAAGACUACCCAGCUAAAGAUGAGGAAGCAGGCGAAGAUGGCGACACAAACCAGAGCUUUUCCCCUGAGGAGGGGGAUGCGGACGGGCUGGAGGAACUGCCUUCUUCCAUCUGCCGCCGGGGGGCCGUUGGCCGCCGGAGGGGGCCGUUAUCUCGUAUGGCCAGCCAUACCAGCGUCUACCUGCAGGAGUGGGACAUCCCGUACGAGCAGCUGGAGCUGGGAGAGCUCAUUGGCCAGGGCCGCUGGGGGAAGGUUCAUAAGGGCCGCUGGCACGGGGAGGUGGCCAUCCGCCUGAUGGAGGUGGACGGGAACAACCAGGACCACCUGAAGCUCUUCAAGAAGGAGGUGAUGAACUACAGGCAGACCAGGCACGAGAACGUCAUCCUGUUCAUGGGCGCCUGCAUGGCCCCCCCACACCUGGCCAUCAUCACCAGCUUCUGUAAAGGUGUGACUCUAUACUCUGUUGUAAGAGAACGAGGUCACCUGUUAGACAUCAAUAAGAUCAGGCAGAUUGCACAGGAUAUUGUAAAGGGAAUGGGCUAUCUGCAUGCCAAGGGAAUAAUUCACAAGGACCUGAAGUCCAAGAACGUGUUCUACGACACCAACAAGGUGGUCAUCACAGACUUUGGCCUGUUUGGGAUGUCAGGAGUGGUUCAGGAAGGCAGAAGAAAGAAUGUGUUGAGGAUACCUCAGGGCUGGAUCUACUACCUGUCUCCAGAGAUUGUUCGAGAGAUGAGCCCGGAGGUGGAAGAGGACCAGCUUCCCUUCUCCAAUGCUGCUGACGUCUAUGCAUUUGGCACAAUCUGGUAUGAGCUGCAGGCGGGCGACUGGCCAAUGAGCAGACAGCCUGUGGAGGCCAAGAUCUGGUUGGUGGGCAGCGGGGAGGGCAUCAGGGGGGUGCUGGCAGUGGCCAACCUGGGCAAGGAGGUCACGGAGAUCCUGAGCGCCUGCUGGUCCCCCGAGGUGGACGGCAGGCCCUCCUUCACCCAGCUGGCAGACAUGCUGGAGAAGCUGCCCAAACUCAACCGCAGGCUGUCUCACCCCGGACACUUUUGGAAGACCCCUGAGUAGGUAUCAGAGAACAAUUCCAGGGUGGACCGACCUACAACACAAACACAUCCACAAAAAGGGAGUCUUCAUCGUUUGAUUGUUGUCGUCUACAUUUUGUAAGCAGAAAAAAGAUGGAGCUCAAAAGAUUUUGUAAAGAAAUGUGAAUAUUAUGAAGCUGCCCUGCUGAGUAUCAAGUCAUUUUUUUUUUUAUACAGAUUAUUUUUGGGCCGGUUUAGCCUUUAUUAGAGAGAUAGAUUUGCAAGAGGAAGAUAGAGGGGGGUCUUAAAAGGACCGCAGGCCAGAUUUGGAAGGAACCAAGUCCUGGUAUAUUGUAUUUUUAGGAAAUAGUAUUUUUGCUAUGCCUGGUGGGAUUUGUUGCUCCCUCUAUGCUUCCUUCGUCUGCUUUUGCCACUGAUAAUAUUUCUCACAGUCAGCAGUUAUGUCCUCUAUUGUUUUCCUGAUUUGUCUCCUCUCCUUUUCCCUCUCUUUGUGCUUUCCUCUCCUCUGGGUGCUGACCGAUCCCCCUCCCCUGUUCCUGUUGGGUCUGAUCUCCACUCCCGCACACUUUUCACCAUCCUCUGUUUCCCUUUGUUUCCACUUCUUCUUAUCUCUGCCUUCUUCUCCUGCUGAAGGCCUUGGGAUCAUCAUCACUGCCUGAGAGAUCAGUGCCCUCAGGGUCUGCACGCACACCGAACAUACAUGAACAAAUUCAGCAGCUGAGGCUACCAACAAAUUAUAUUGGCUUGAGCAAAUGUUAUCAAUAUUAUUUAAAAGAACAGUUUCCAUCACGUCCUGCUGUUAAUGUGUGACUAAUAUCUGUAUUGAUUGUUAUCAUGACUUUGCGUACAUGUGAUUCAAUGUCAAUAUGCAGGUUAUGAUGGCAGUCUGUUAGCAGGGGGAGGGUCAUGUGACAGAGGGAGGGAGAAUCUGUAAGAUCCCCUUCUGUACUCAUUGUAAGUAGGCUUAUUCAACUUAAAUUGUACAAAAUAAUUGUCGCACACAUCGUUCGUGGAUAUCUUGUCGUAUCAUGAGGAUUACUUUCACGUCACAUUAGCUGCUACAUUCUCAGUGUUAACAUUGAGGCAGGUUUCCUUUGUUAACCUUUGUACCAGCUGGUGCCUCCCACGGUUCAACCACAAGCUGCUUUAUCCAAUACAAUUCACUUCAUUUCGCUUUUAAAGUGACUUACAUACACUCAGAUUACCGUACACAUUAGAACAGUUAACCUCAUUGCAUCGAGUUCUAAUUGUUUGAGAAGAAAAGAUAAAAAGGGUUGGUUCACCUUUUUUCCCCCAUUUACCUAUAAGGUAAAUAUCUUUCCGUUAAGUUAUGUUUUAUUAUUAGGGUUUCAGACAAAUUGGAUCCCUCUCUGAGACUGCACUAAAACGACUUCCUUUGGAAACUGGCAUUGGGGAAGACUAAUCCACAGUGACCAGAAUACAUUCAGAAAUAGGAGUCCAGUAAUAGCGACCAUCACUGUGGUCCAUACUUUAAUGUCUUAACUACUCUGAGAUGCGAUGACACUUUCUCAGAUAUUCAUGGUCCCCAGAUGUUGAAUUAAUACAACUUUCUUUAUUAGCUGACUAUUUAUGUAGCACCAUAAUCCAGUUUCCCCAAUACUUUAUGACCAAAUAUCUGCAGAUUUAAUGGCAGUCCCAUCAGCACCAGCUAACCAAACUAAGAUGGUAAACAUGCAACCUGCUGGCUAGACACUAGCAUCUUAGCAUUGUCAUUGAGCACAUGAUAUUAGCAUUUAGUGAGGUACCACUACAGUAGAUAGUAACUUUCCUUGGAAAUGGGUACUCCCCGAAAAUAUUAAACUAUAUUGAAACAUUGCCUUAUGCUGAACAUCAAAAAUAUUUGACAUGACGCUUGAAACUUUAGAUUCAGGCCUUUAUGAUUGGAUGCUCAUAAAUGACUGUAUGUUGGGCAGCUUUAGCAUGCUCUAACAAACAGAUAAAACUGUCACAUGACUUGCUGUUUCAAUACAUUAUGUGUCAUCUAUAGAGUGGUGCAGCGAUGAGGUCAUUUUUGUAGGCUGACCCAGCAGUUAGCAUAAUUUAGCCACUUGUUAGCAACCACAGUUUUUAUGACACAGAAGCUUCGGACUUUCACCAGUGGGGUUUUUCCUGAUGUACUUUAUUCCGAAGAACAAAACGAUAAAAUCUCUUAAGCUUGUGUUCCCCACAGACCUCAUCUUAGGCCUCUAACCACAAAAGCGUUCAGAAAAAACAUUGACUUUGAGACGAGGGAAUCGGAAGGGUAAAAUGCUAACUCAUUUCAGGGUUUUAGGACUAAUUCCUGCACCACACUAUGGAUCAGAUGGCAAGUGAUACCUCCCACACUGAGAUUUCAUGAGAGCUAUUUGUUCAGUCUUACUUUGAUUCUGCAGGAAAACAAUGAGCUGUGGACAAAACUUUAAUCAAUAAAGUCAUUUGACACAGGUUUUAGUAUUUCCCUCCCAUGAGUGUCCCUCUGCAUGUGUGUGUGUGUGUGUGUGUGUGUGUGUGUGUGUGUGUGUGUGUGUGUGUGGU